Messenger RNA from Xylaria bambusicola, 1582 nucleotides. RefSeq names its product GNS1/SUR4 family-domain-containing protein. Gene Ontology annotation, cellular component: endoplasmic reticulum membrane. The record is from RefSeq and is a predicted model, not a curated record. Gene Ontology annotation, biological process: fatty acid elongation, saturated fatty acid; sphingolipid biosynthetic process; very long-chain fatty acid biosynthetic process. Bases 234 to 1451 code for a protein of 405 amino acids. Gene Ontology annotation, molecular function: fatty acid elongase activity. The transcript is spliced from 2 exons. Lineage: Eukaryota; Fungi; Ascomycota; Sordariomycetes; Xylariales; Xylariaceae.
AUAUAUAUAUUUCGACCUGGCCACCCGGCCUUGUGGGCAUCUCUGCGUCGUGUGCUUUUCAGUUUUCGAACCUGGAUAUCACCACCUCUUAGUACUGAGCAAACCCUAUUGUGAAGGCGAGCUUACCAGCGGGCUCACAUCUACUUGUCAACAGUGUACAUUUUGAGAAACUACGGAACAACGGCAUUGGUCUCAGCCAGAGCGGAUAGAAUCAUAGUCUUAUCUCCGGAACGAUGGCUACUCCCAUAGUCUUCGCCUCGUAUCCUGCGAGCAGUCUUUUCAAGUUUCCUCCACACUCAGACCCGCAGCCGAUUCCGCCGCCACACUUCAAUUAUCUCUUUACCAUCCCAGACAAAUGGUACACAGCAGCACUGGAUCCCAAGGUUCCUAUCACAGUAGCCACGGUCUAUGCAGUCACUGCUAAAGCUCUCAAUGCCUACAACAAAUCCACUGGCAAGAAGCCAUGGGCGAUCAGCAAAACUAGAGCCUUCAAUGCCUUUGUCGUUCUACAUAACAUCUUUCUAGCUGUGUAUUCAGCCUGGACAUGGUACGGGAUGUUGAGGGCGCUUCAAAGUACAAUUGUUAGCCCCAGUGGUCCUGAUGGUUGGGCUGCUACUGUUGAUAGUUUCUGCAAGAUGAAUGGUCCUGCCGGCCUGAAAAACGCUCAGACGUACAGCACAGCAUCCGAGACGUGGGGUUCGUUAUCUGGAAUCGUGGGUUCUCCAAGCCGAGAGCAGGGUGGUCGGCUUUGGAACAAUGGACUUGCUUUCUAUGGCUGGCUUUUCUAUAUCAGCAAGUUCUACGAGGUCUUCGAUACCCUUAUUAUCCUCGCCAAGGGUAAAUACAGCUCGACCCUGCAAAGUUACCAUCAUGCUGGUGCUAUGAUGGCGAUGUGGGCGGGCAUGCGUUACAUGUCUGCCCCUAUCUGGAUUUUCGUGUUCUUCAACUCUGCUAUUCAUUCGCUCAUGUAUACUUACUACACCGUGACCGCGUUCAAUAUUCGCGUGCCCACUCUGAUCAAGCGUUCCCUCACGUCGCUCCAGAUUUCUCAAUUCAUCGUCGGUGCCUCGGCAGCUAUGGUACACUCCUUCGUUUCUUACCUUGUGCCUGUCCAGGGUAGUGGCUCAGGGACGAAAUAUCAGAAGGUAGACUGCAUUCACUCGACUGGCCAGACGUUCGCCAUCUGGUUAAAUGUAUCUUAUCUUGCACCUCUCACCUAUCUGUUCAUGUCAUUCUUCGUUGCAAGUUAUCUCCGCCGAAGCAAGGCCGAGGUUGUACGAGGAAAGACCGAUCGUCGUCGUAGCAAUGCCGUCUUAGCCGAAAAGGCAAGUUGGGAUGCAGCACGUGGGAUUGAGCGUGAGAUGUAUGGUGAAAGCAACGAAGGUGUCAUCAUCGAAGAUAGCGAUGAGUCAUCUAGCUCUGCCGAGGCGAAUAGCAAGAGGAAAAACUAGGGAGCUGGCGCGCAUCGACAAGAUUGAGACGAAAUGAGCUAGUGGAUUAUAGUCCUUGUCAGGGAUAUGAUGAAUUCAAGAUUGCAUCAAAAGGAUUACAAGGGUCAUUGGAGUUUAGGCGUAGGAAAAUA